Brassica oleracea var. oleracea is the source of this 1843-nucleotide messenger RNA. Its product is annotated as transcription factor TCP2. Gene Ontology annotation, biological process: regulation of secondary shoot formation. Gene Ontology annotation, molecular function: DNA-binding transcription factor activity; sequence-specific DNA binding. The transcript is spliced from 3 exons. The record is from RefSeq and is a predicted model, not a curated record. Bases 620 to 1696 code for a protein of 358 amino acids. Lineage: Eukaryota; Viridiplantae; Streptophyta; Magnoliopsida; Brassicales; Brassicaceae. Gene Ontology annotation, cellular component: nucleus.
CCAAUUUUCUCGGAUUUUAAUUUCUAAAACUAUUUCUUCUUACAAUCCCUAAAACCCCAGUACUCUUUCACGCAACCUACUAAACUCAGCUCAAAGCUCAUCUGUUUCUUCGUGAUUCUGAAAAGAACAAUCAUAGAUCCAUGACUCAGAAUUCCUGAUGAGAAUUUUUAAACCAGGAAAGCUAAAUUCAAAUUAGAAAGAAGCGUUAUGUCAAGCAAGAGAGCUUUGACACCUGUUUCAUCUAGAGUCCAACGAUCUGCAUAGAAUCCAGAACACUACAGGCUCGUGGGCUGAAAUUAUUUCAGACAGCGCUUUUGAUGACUCUGCAACAGCUUGCAGACAAGCUUAAACGAAGCUGUAUCUACUACUGACUUUGAUGGUGAAAUAUCGAAAACCCUAAAUUAAAAGAAAGAAAAAAAAAAACCAAAACUUUUUAAAUUGUUUUGUUUUGGCUUUUGUUUUUUCCUCUGAGUGUUUUUUUUUUCACCAUCAAUAUUCAAUGCUUACAAAAUACAGUGUGUAAACAAAAACCAAAAAAAAAUUCCUUCUUUAAAUCCUAAAGUCUCGAUUUUUAAAUUGUUUUGAGGGAAAAGCUUUUAGGCAUGAGAUUAUUGGUGAGAUGUUUCCUAAAACCGGAGAUGAUGUUAUAAUUGGAGAUCUGAUGAAGACUAACAAUGGAGACGUGGUGGAUAACAACAACAACAGCAACCGGUUAAGCAGGUGGCAUCACAACUCUUCCCGGAUAAUUAGGGUUUCGAGGGCUUCCGGUGGCAAAGAUCGACACAGCAAAGUCUGGACUUCCAAAGGCCCACGUGACCGGCGUGUCCGGUUAUCAGUCUCAACCGCUCUUCAGUUCUACGACCUUCAAGACCGGUUAGGUCUCGAUCAGCCGAGCAAAGCCGUUGAAUGGCUAAUCAAAGCUGCCGAAGAUUCGAUCUCCGAGCUUCCUUCCCUCAACAACACGAAUUUCCCGAUGACCGAUGACGAGAACCAGAAUCAGACAGUAACUGGUGCGGCUAAAUCGGCUUGUAGUAGCAAUUCGGACACGAGCAAGAACUCUUCCGGUCUGUCUCUUUCGAGAUCGGAGCUAAGGGAUAAAGCUAGGGAAAGAGCUAGAGAGAGAACCGCCAAAGAGACCAAGGAGAGAGACCACACUGGUUCCUUCACCGAUCUGUUGAAUUCCGGUUCGGAUCCGGUUAAUGUAAACCGGCAAUGGAUGGUUUCUUCUUCAUCGCCUGCUCAAAUGGAGUAUUUAAGCUCGGGUUUGAUACUCGGGUCGGGUCAAACCCAUUUCCCGAUUCAAACAAAUGCUCACCCUUUCUCCGAUCAUCAUCAUCAUCCUCAAGAGUUUUCCUUCGUUCCCGACCAUCUGAUUUCUCCGGCAGGAUCCAACGGCGGUGGAGCAUUCAAUCUUGAUUUCAACAUGUCGACGACCUCCGGCGCCGGAACCGCCGUGGCCUCCGCCGGGUUCAGUGGUUUCAACAGGGGGACCCUUCAGUCCAAUUCAUCAAAUCAUCAUCAGCAGUCUUUUCUCGCUAAUCUGCAGAGGUUUUCAUCAUCAGAAGGUGGUGGAGGUCCACAGUUCUUGUUCGGUGCACUGCCUGCAGAGAAUCACCACCCCAACAGUCACCAGUUUCAGCUUUAUUAUGAAAAUGGAUGCAGAAACUCAGACCAAAAGGGCAAAGGCAAGAACUGAUGAUACUGUUACCAUUUGCAUCUUUUGUUUGAGUAUCUUUGUUUUCUUUCUUUCUUGCUUUAUCUAUCACCCAAAUGUCAAAUCUCGCUCCUCUUGGUUUAUCUUUGGGAUCAUCAUCCUCUCAAUGUGUGCGUUAAAUCUGUUUGA